AUGGCGCCCUCAUUCCCCCCUCUACUGGCCUCCAAAGUCACGCUCGCCAACGGCAAAACGAUCCCUCAGAUCCAGCUGGGCGUCUACAUGAUGACUGGCGUUGAGGUCACAAAGUCCGUCCAUUGGGCCCUCCUCUCGGGCUAUCGUGCCGUCGACUCGGCCCAGAUGUACCACAAUGAGCGCGAGGCUGGCGCCGCCAUUCGAGGCUUCCUGUCCUCCUCAGAGAACAAACUCGGCCUCACACGAGAGGACAUCUGGUAUACGACCAAACUGGCCAACUGCACUACAGACUAUGACGAAGUCCGGAAAAGCAUUAAGCGCAGCGUUGAGGUCAGUGGGCUAGGCUACGCGGAUCUCUUCCUGCUGCAUAGCCCGUAUGGAGGCAAGAAUGCGCGAUUGACGAGUUGGAAAGCCUUAGAGGACGCGAUUGAUGCUGGCGAGGUGAGAAUGGGCGGUGUGAGCAAUUAUGGUGUGAAGCAUAUUGAGGAACUUGUGGGCUCUAACCCCCGUAUUGCCCCCGUCGUCAACCAGAUUGAAGUUCACCCCUUCAACACCCAGACAGGUAUUCGGAACACCUGCCUCAAACAUGGAAUCGCCAUCGAGGCGUAUGCUCCUCUGGUCCGCGGUAUGCGGAUGAAGCACCCGCGCAUCCAGGAGUUAGCGACAAAGUACUCCUGCACGCCUGCACAAUUGCUCGUACGGUGGAGCAUCCAGCAUGGCAUGAUUACCCUACCAAAGAGUGUGCGACGCGAGAGGUUGAUGGAGAAUGCGAGUGUCGAGAACGUGGACAUCAGUGGCGAGGACAUGGGGAUCUUAGACGGGCUGGAUGAAAGGCUUGUUACGGAUUGGGACCCGACCGAGACUGCGUGA
Emericellopsis cladophorae is the source of this 870-nucleotide messenger RNA. Its product is annotated as Aldo/keto reductase. Lineage: Eukaryota; Fungi; Ascomycota; Sordariomycetes; Hypocreales; Bionectriaceae. The transcript is spliced from 4 exons. Gene Ontology annotation, molecular function: oxidoreductase activity. The record is from RefSeq and is a predicted model, not a curated record. Bases 1 to 870 code for a protein of 289 amino acids.